Astrephomene gubernaculifera is the source of this 2293-nucleotide messenger RNA. NCBI's taxonomy places the organism in Eukaryota, Viridiplantae, Chlorophyta, Chlorophyceae, Chlamydomonadales, Astrephomenaceae. The record is from the annotation of a GenBank genome assembly.
AGUCCGCAACAGUUUAUGCAUCAGAUAAGUGUCAGUAGACCUUUUCCAAUUAAUGACGGCUCACAUCGCUUGUAGCUCCUAAUUGACUUGGACAAUAAGCCUACGCAAUCCAUCAUACGGUUUCGGCUUGCAUUUGCCUACGCCUGUACUAUACAAUCCUUAUAGGAUUGACUCCUUUCUAUGACGCCAACAAAGUUUUCGGCCGUUUGUGCUGUAGCUCUGAGAAAUGUUUUUUAUUACGCGGAGACAAUUUCAGGCCCCCUAUCUCGACGAGACAACGUCAUUCUGGAGAGGGAGGGGAGUAGCGCAGACUUGGAACCUGACCACGUCGAGGAAGUGCGCAACGUCGGCAUUACCAAAGCGUCAUCAUGCAAGCGCCCUCACUUUGACGAGGCAUCCGGUAGCAGCCACAGCUCUGAGCCGAGAGGGCACGAGGUCAAUGCAGAAACGGUGGCGCAACAUCGCCCUUUGUAUGUGUACGGGUCAUUGCCUGGAGAGGAAUGGCCACUAGAUUUGUUGAAGUUGCUUGUGGAGCACGUGGCGUCCCUGCCUCCUGGCUGCCGCGUCCGUCCCCAUGAGGCAAUAGCGUUGUUGGGCUGGGCGGAGCUGCCGGACCCAGAUGGAGCGAUAGGCAGGCGAGUUAGGUACAAGCUGCACUCCAUCCGGAACCAGCUGGCUAAGGGUGUAGACCCGUUGGCAGGUCGGAUGCGACCUGGACGCAUGGCUAAGAAGACAUAUAACUGGCGGGUUUGGCUCCAAAAGGCGUUCCUACAGCUACCAAAUCAGGAGGGCACGCUGAAUGAUCUCGCCGCCGUGCUGGAAGCGGAUCCCGACAUCGCCCCUAAGCUGGACAAGAGGUCGGACUCAACGAAGGUGGCGGCUCCAAGGUGGAAGAGGAACGUGUCGCACACUGUUUCCAGUAUCCCCGGCGUCAUCAAUACCGGCCAGAAGCGGGGCCGCCUGGUGAUUUACCACUACGAUGAGGAGGCCGCCCGGCAGCUUGGCGAGCGCGGCAAGCCGGCCAAGGUGCCCAAGCACCGGGUACCGCACAUGGGAGUUCACGACAACUAAUCCACUGUGCCACUCGAAAGAAGCGCUUGGGGCAAGGACCAAGCAGCCUCUCCAGGUUUACCCCAUGGCGGCCGGAAGAAUGACUUCAAGUCUUGGUACCGGUAACAGAACCCAACCUCUCCAGAACGUUUCGACCCAGACCGUAAGAAUGCCAGCAGAAUCAGCAAUGGCGCCUGUCGGCUGCAACCACCUGGCGACUACACCGCUGUCGGGUGGUUGUGUAUAAACGGACGCAUCCGCCUCCCUGCUUCCCAGCCCGCUCCCCCCCCAAGGCGUCUUCUUUCUCACAUCGUCUCGGUUUCUGCUCCGUUGCCGGCACACGCCCUGCGGACCCGUGAAGCCCGCGCAUGAGCGGAGGAGUGAAACACCGGGGGACAGUGGUUGCGAGCGGGAGAAGCAUGGCUUGCGGAUGGCUGGGGUAGGGGGCGAGGCCUCGCAAGGGGGCAUCUCCAGCCGGGAGCGAGCGGGCCUCAUUAGCGGUAUACGCUAAGCGUCUAGGCUGGCGGGGAGUUUGCACUAGGUUAAGGGCUCCUGUCACAGGGUUUUCCACCAUUCUCUUUAUUUGACACCUGGUAGGUAGGACGCGGCAUGCGUACUGUCAUCUCGUCACCUUACGUUGCGUGAAGUAGAUUGGUCUUGCUGCGUACGGGACUGAGCGGUUGACCUCCAGUUGUACCGGUAUGCUGGGCGCCAGGACGGGUGCGGUGUUGAAGCUGGGGAACAAAUAUACGAGGGACGAGGUACGGCGCGGGUGUACGGCAGGGCUGGCACCAGCUCCUUGAGCGCACGUGAAGGAACGGCAGGCGGUGCAAGAUGGUGGGCCUGGAGCUCCUCUUCGCUGAGCCAGCCUCGUGUGCUCCUGCAGCGUCAUGUGAGCUACACGACACAUGGACAUGCUAUGGCCUCUAACGGCGCAUGCUAAGAGAGCUAACAGUUCUGCAUGGUUAUGCGGUACGUGCAAUAACGGUUUUAAGUGUCCUGCGUGAGGUUUCUCGUUCCAUAUAACAGCGAGGAUGGACCCAUGGGUCACUAACCUAAUGCAGUCGAUAUGCUUAACAGUUUUCAUAUGUGUAGUUGAGUAGAACAAGAGCAAGCAGUUGGGAUAGGUUCGCAUGUGAACCGCGAGUACAGGCAAAAACAGAGGGAAAAUAGAGGUGAACAAACCUGAAAAGUAACUCAAAAACUGAUUAAAUUGCUGGUGCUGGAUGUAAGAACAGUGGCG